AUGCCUGAGCACGGCUACAAUGCGGGCGGUUCAGGCUAUGCGAUGAGUCGAGCGGCGAUGAAAAUCUUUGCCGAUGAGCUCUAUCCGUCAAAAGAUCUUUGUCCAUAUCAUGAAUGGGAAGAUUUAGCGAUUGCUAGAUGCCUUGGUUCAAAAGGAAUUCGUCCAACAGAUACCCGGGACUCAAAAGGAAGACAGCGAUUCCUUGCAUGGCGUCCUGAAGAGCAUUUCAAUGGAGAUCUCACAAGGAGUUUCAUCUAUGAUAAAGUUGAACACAAGGGAUUCGAGAUCUAUCACGAGAAUUUGAUCAGUCUUCAUCAUUUACAGCCAGAUGAGAUGAGAUUGAUUCACGGGAUAUUGUACGGAGUCUCUAGCGCAAUCAACAAGCAAGUCGAGACACCAAGCACUCCUUGGAGACAUCAU
Messenger RNA from Mesorhabditis belari, 420 nucleotides. The record is from the annotation of a GenBank genome assembly. Lineage: Eukaryota; Metazoa; Nematoda; Chromadorea; Rhabditida; Rhabditidae.